CUCGAAUCCCACUGCUUUGCUUUUCCGCUUGUCUUUGUGCAUUCAUUCACCUUCUCUCUCUCCUCUCGUCUGUCUCUCUCUUUCUCUCUCUCUCAAAUGGUUUCAGCUACUUCAAUCAUAGCCUGGGGCUCUGGAGAAGAUGGGCAACUAGGAAUUGGUACCAACGAAGACAAGGAAUGGGCUUGUGUCGUUAAAGCUCUUGAGCCUUACUCUGUUCGCUCCGUUGUCUCUGGUAGCCGUAACUCCCUCGCCAUUUGCGAUGAUGGCACGAUGUUUACAUGGGGUUGGAAUCAAAGAGGUACAUUAGCACACCCACCAGAAACAAAAACAGAAAACAUCCCUAGUCGAGUUAAGGCUCUUGCCAAUGUCAAGAUCACUCAGGCAGCAAUUGGUGGUUGGCAUUGUUUAGCUGUUGAUGAUCAGGGCCGAGCAUAUGCGUGGGGUGGGAAUGAGUAUGGACAAUGUGGUGAAGAGCCUCUAAAAGACGAGAUGGGUAGGCCCGUGCGAAGAGAUAUUGUGAUCCCUAAGCGUUGUGCCCCGAAACUUACAGUCCGACAGGUAGCUGCAGGUGGUACUCACUCCGUGGUUCUGACACGUGAAGGUCAUGUGUGGACUUGGGGUCAACCUUGGCCUCCUGGUGACAUAAAACAGAUAUCUGUUCCUGUAAGAGUUCAAGGUCUUGAAAAUGUUCGUCUUAUCGCUGUUGGAGCAUUUCAUAAUCUGGCUCUUGAAGAAGAUGGCAGAUUAUUGGCAUGGGGUAAUAACGAAUACGGACAACUUGGAACCGGUGACACUCAGCCAACAUCUCAUCCUGUUCCAGUCCAAGGCCUUGAUGAUCUCACUUUGGUUGAUAUUGCUGCUGGUGGGUGGCAUUCAACGGCUUUAACAAAUAAAGGAGAGGUGUAUGGUUGGGGAAGAGGAGAACACGGAAGACUCGGGUUCGGUGACAAUGACAAGAGCAGCAAAAUGGUUCCACAGAAAGUAAAUCUUCUAUCUGAAGAAGAUAUAAUUCAGGUUUCUUGUGGGGGAACACAUUCAGUUGCUUUGACAAGAGAUGGCAGAAUCUUCUCGUUUGGUAGAGGGGAUCAUGGUAGACUUGGAUAUGGAAGGAAAGUAACAACAGGACAACCAUUGGAGUUACCUAUAAUGAUACCUCCACCUGAAGGAAGCUUUAAUCAUGCUGACGAAGAAGAAGAAGGAAAAUGGUCAGCUAAGUCGAUCGCUUGUGGUGGCCGCCACACCCUUGCAGUUGUUGAAUGGAAGUCCGAUGAUAUUUGAUCCUCAAUGGCACCGGUUAAUGAACAAGUUAUGAAGAGAGAAAAAAAACAGCAAUGUGAUUCAUACUAAGGAUGGCAAAAGGAGAGUAUGUAUUUAUAAAAAGGAAAGGGGCAAAAACAUGCUUAUUUCCCUAUGAAAUAAUCUUUUUGUAAGAGUAAUUUUGAUUUCAAGGAAAUUUUACAAAUAAUUUUGAUAGUGGGAGAUCUUGGUAAA
Camelina sativa (false flax) is the source of this 1491-nucleotide messenger RNA. Its product is annotated as ultraviolet-B receptor UVR8-like. The record is from RefSeq and is a predicted model, not a curated record. Lineage: Eukaryota; Viridiplantae; Streptophyta; Magnoliopsida; Brassicales; Brassicaceae.